Ipomoea nil (Japanese morning glory) is the source of this 3643-nucleotide messenger RNA. Its product is annotated as serine/threonine-protein kinase BRI1-like 2. Lineage: Eukaryota; Viridiplantae; Streptophyta; Magnoliopsida; Solanales; Convolvulaceae. Bases 51 to 3449 code for a protein of 1132 amino acids. The record is from RefSeq and is a predicted model, not a curated record. The transcript has 2 exons. Gene Ontology annotation, biological process: protein phosphorylation. Gene Ontology annotation, molecular function: protein kinase activity; protein binding; ATP binding.
CUAAACCUCACUCAUUUCUUCUCUUCUUCUCUCUUCACUUCUCCAUUCCAAUGGAAACUACACUCUCACAACUCCAGAAAUCCCUUCGCCUUUCCGCCAUUUUAGUCUGGGCAGUUCUGUUUCCGGUUUUCUCAGACCCGGGACCGGUUCGCUCCAUCAAAACCGAUGCGGAGGCGCUUCUGGCGUUCAAGAAGAUGAUCCAGAGAGACCCAAACGGCGCCCUCUCCGGCUGGGAGCUGAAGAAAGAUCCAUGUUCUUGGAACGGCGUGAGUUGCAGCGCCGGGAGAGUGAGCGCCGUUGAUCUUACGCAGGCGGGGCUUGUCGGCGACGUUUCUUUCUACCCUUUUGGUUCUCUGGAUAUGUUAAUUGCGCUUAAUGUUUCCGGGAACAAUGGGUUGUCCGUGAAUGCGUCUUCGUCGUUGAGAAUGCUCCCUUCCGGGUUAAAACAGUUGGAGUUGUCGUUUUCCGGGCUGGCCGGGCCGGUGCCGGAGAAUCUCUUUGUUAAAUGCCCGAAUCUUGAGUAUGUAAGCGUUGGUUUCAAUAAUAUCACCGGUUCUCUCCCGGUGAAUUUCCUGUUUCGCACCGGAAAAUUGCAGCAUCUCGACAUGUCGUUUAAUAAUCUCACCGGCUCGAUCUCCGGGAUGAGGAUUGAGGUUUGUGAUUCCUUAUCGUUUCUUGAUUUGUCCGGGAACCGGUUCACGGAUUCUGUCCCGGCGGCGUUCGGGAACUGUACUGCUCUCUCGGAGAUGAUUUUGGCUUCCAAUUCUUUCACCGGUCCGAUUCCUAGAGAGUUUGGGCAGCUGAGGAGUUUGCUGAGAUUGGAUAUUUCUUCGAAUCUUUUAACCGGAUGGAUCCCGCCGGAGUUCGGGAAUGUUUGUGGGUCCCUUCUGGACCUCAAGCUUUCGCAUAACAAUCUCACCGGGGCUAUCCCGGUUUCCUUCUCGGCGUGUUCUUGGCUCCAGAAUCUUGAUUUAUCGAACAAUAAUUUAACAGGGCCGUUUCCUGAUUCCAUUCUUCGGAAUCUGGGCUCGCUGGAAACUCUGUUAAUGAGCAGUAACAAGAUCUCCGGUGCGUUUCCGCCUUCUUUGUCGUUCUGCAAGAAGCUUAGAGUGAUAGAUUUUAGUUCCAACAAUAUUUCCGGCGUUAUUCCGCCGGAUUUAUGCCCCGGCGCCGCUGCUCUGGAAGAGCUGAGAGCGCCGGAUAAUUUUCUGUACGGGGGGAUUCCGGCGCAGCUCUCGAAAUGUUCGCAGCUCAGGACGAUUGAUUUCAGCCUGAAUUAUCUCAACGGUUCGAUCCCGCCGGAGCUGGGGAAGCUGGGGAAUCUGGAGCAGCUGAUAGCUUGGUACAACAACUUGGAAGGGAAUAUUCCGGCGGAGUUGGGGAACUGCGGGAGGCUAAAAGAUCUCAUCUUGAACAACAAUUACCUCACCGGAAAAAUACCACCGGAGCUUUUCAACUGCGGGAAUCUUGAAUGGAUUUCCCUGACCAGCAACGGGAUACGCGGCGAAAUCCCGCCGCAGUUUGGGUCCCUGACGAGGUUGUCGGUUUUGCAGCUCGGAAAUAACAGCUUAACCGGAGAAAUCCCGAGGGAGUUAGCUAAAUGCACCAGCUUGGUAUGGCUGGACCUGAGCAGCAACCGUUUAACCGGCGAAAUCCCGCCGCGGCUCGGCCGGCAGCAGGGGGCGAAGCCCCUGAGCGGGAUGUUAUCCGGCAACACAAUGAUUUUUGUCAGGAACGUCGGAAACUCCUGCCGGGGAGUCGGCGGGUUGCUGGAAUUUUCCGGCAUUCGUCCCGAAAGACUACUGCAGAUUCCAUCCCUCCGGAGCUGUGAUUUCACGAGAUUAUAUUCCGGUGCCGUUCUGAAUCUUUUUACCCGGUACCAAACUCUUGAAUAUCUCGACUUAUCUUACAAUGAACUCCGGGGAGAAAUUCCUAACGAAUUCGGGGACAUGAUAGCUUUACAAGUACUGGUAAUAGCCCACAAUCAUUUAUCCGGCGAGAUCCCAUCCUCCCUCGGGGGACUAAAGAAUCUAGGAGUCUUUGAUGCUUCUCAUAAUAGGCUCCAGGGGCAUAUCCCUGAUUCGUUCUCAAAUCUUUCUUUCCUAGUCCAAAUUGAUCUUUCCAAUAAUGAGUUAACCGGACAAAUCCCUCAAAGAGGGCAACUAAGCACGCUUCCGGCGACCCAAUUCGCCAACAAUCCGGGCCUCUGCGGCGUUCCGUUGACGGAAUGUGGGUACGAUUACAAUCCCCCGGCGACGAAUCCUGGAAAAUCAGCCCGGAGAGGCACGGCGGCCUCCUGGGCCAAUAGUAUUGUUCUGGGGAUUCUUAUAUCGGUUGCUUCGGUGUGUAUAUUGAUUGUGUGGGCCAUUGCGAUGCGGGCGCGGCGGCGGGAGGCGGAGGACGUGAAAAUGCUGAGCAGCCUGAACGCGUGCCACGCCGCCACGACGUGGAAGAUCGAGAAGGAGAAAGAGCCGCUGAGCAUAAACGUGGCGACGUUCCAGCGGCAGCUGAGGAAGCUGAAAUUCUCGCAGCUGAUAGAGGCCACCAACGGGUUCGCGGCCGCCAGCAUGAUCGGGUCCGGCGGGUUCGGGGAGGUGUUUAAAGCCACUCUCAAAGACGGCUCCAGCGUGGCGAUCAAGAAGCUCAUCCGGUUAAGCUGCCAGGGCGACCGGGAAUUCAUGGCGGAGAUGGAAACUCUGGGCAAAAUCAAACACAAAAACCUCGUCCCCCUCCUCGGCUACUGCAAAAUCGGGGAGGAGCGGUUACUUGUCUACGAGUUCAUGGAAAACGGCAGCCUCGAAGAGGUCCUCCACGGCCGGACCAAAUCGGGGCGGCGGAUCUUAACAUGGGAAGAGAGAAAAAAGAUCGCUAGGGGAGCCGCGAAGGGGCUCUGUUUUCUCCACCAUAACUGCAUCCCUCAUAUCAUCCACCGCGACAUGAAAUCCAGCAACGUCCUCUUAGACCAAGAACUCGACGCCCGCGUCUCCGAUUUCGGGAUGGCCAGACUGAUCAGCGCGCUCGACACCCAUCUCAGCGUGAGCACCCUCGCCGGCACGCCGGGAUACGUCCCGCCGGAGUAUUACCAGAGCUUCCGCUGCACCGCCAAGGGCGACGUCUACUCCUUCGGCGUCGUCCUCCUCGAGCUCCUCACCGGAAAACGCCCCACCGACAAGGAAGAUUUCGGGGACACGAACCUCGUCGGAUGGGUAAAAAUGAAGGUGAGAGAAGCGAAAUCCAUGGAAGUCAUUGAUCCCGAGCUCUUGUUAGUGGCGAAAGGGCAGACGGAUGAAGCGGAAGCGGCGGAGGUGAAGGAGAUGGUGAGAUAUCUGGAGAUAACGCUGCAGUGUGUGGAUGAUUUUCCGUCGAAGAGGCCUAAUAUGCUGCAGGUGGUGGCGAUGUUGAGAGAGCUGAUUAUGCCGGGGAGUGGGAGUUCUAGCAGCAGUGCCUGAGAAUCUAUCGUCAUGGGAGAUCAGAUUGUUCAUUGUUGAAGAAGGUGUAAGAUUUGUUAAGAAGUUUUCACUUUUGCUUUCAUCUUUCCACUUUUUUGGUGUCAUUUUUGAGGUCUGUAUGUAGAUUAUUAUAACUUAAUUGUAUGAAGGCUUACAAGAAAUGUAUGAUCAAGUUCGUUAUUGCAUUAACAAAA